Molecule: messenger RNA, 3338 nt
Organism: Etheostoma cragini (Arkansas darter)
Lineage: Eukaryota; Metazoa; Chordata; Actinopteri; Perciformes; Percidae
Gene: cacng2a
Product: calcium channel, voltage-dependent, gamma subunit 2a
Exons: 4
Coding region: 1839-2825 (328 amino acids)
Biological process (GO): positive regulation of synaptic transmission, glutamatergic; transmission of nerve impulse; regulation of AMPA receptor activity
Cellular component (GO): postsynaptic density membrane; voltage-gated calcium channel complex; AMPA glutamate receptor complex
Molecular function (GO): voltage-gated calcium channel activity; channel regulator activity
Source: RefSeq, a predicted model, not a curated record
CGGAAUUAAAAAAUCUUUAAUAUCUUUCCAGCAACGAGCCUCCAUUGCUGCAGCACACGCAAACACACACACACACAUGCAUAUACACGUAGGCCUACACACUGUGGGUCUUUUAAAAACGAAGAAGAAAAACUAUAGCCUGCAGAAUUAAGAGGAGCAUCUUCUUCACAUUGACAUUCCUCAUCAUCGGGCUGUAACCUGAAUGGAUUGAAUGUAUAGCGCUGCUGACAUCGUGACAACACCAGCUCUGUGUGUGGACCUGUGCAACUCGUUCUCCUGAUUGUGUAAUAUCUUCUUUUUCUUUUUUUCUCCUGCAAGCGGCCAAAGCUGCAUCCGAGAGGAGAGAAAGAAGAAGAGGAGGAGGAGGAGGAGGAGAAAACAGACAGGGGGUAUUGCAACAUUCAUCAGAAUUUAUUUUUCUUCCUAUUACAUGGCGCAAGGGCUAAACAAACGGGACCGUCCUGGGUGUGAUACUGCCACGGUGAAUUUGGAUAUUCAAGCAGCAGCAGCAGCAGCAGAAGCGGCGGCAGUGUCCUCCCCCGUCCACGGAAGAAGCAUCCUCGGCUGCGGCGGCGCCCACACCGACUCCCCGUCCUCCUCCUGCCGGCUCUAUGUCGAGUGAUGGUCGGCUUGCCUUGCUGGAUGCUCCCCGCUCUCUCCGGAUCAUCGACGACCGAACCUCCUCUGACCGCAGACCCCCAUUUUCGGCGGAAACCUUCCCAGAGCUAUAGGGCUACAUAUGGAAACGGGGGAUCAAAAUUUUAGGAAAAAAGAAAAUAUACGCGGUUAAUUUCAUUUUUUGUUUGUUUUUUAGGUUUUUAUCUGGUUGUGAGUUUUUUUCCGGGUAUUUUUAAAAACCUGCUAAUUUAUUUAUUUAUUUGUUGAGCGUUGAUUUCCUCAUUCCACAGUGUGUAGGGUUGUGAGAAGCCAGCGUGAGAUUUUCUUUUAAGCCCACAAUAGGUCGUCAUAAAACCCUUCGAGAAUCGCUUUUAUUUCCCCUCGACAGGAGUUAAAUUCUUCUUUUGUUUACUCUCUUUGGUUUUUACUAAUAUGAUAGACUCCCCUGCUGUCCUUUGUUUCCCUACCCACUUUAUUAUCUCCUUGCUUUUUCCCCUUUGAACUAACAAAGCACAUUAGAAUAAUACUAUUAUUGAACAUAUUUAGGGUAGCUUUUGGGUGUAGUUGUAAUCUUUAAUUCUAAAUGAUAUAACCUCUGACUAAAGUAACUGUAACUCACUGUAACAGACAUAUUGAACUGCUGUACUAAGCCUGCUAUUACUCUAACAUCGCCCUCCUAACCAUCUCUGUGCUCCAUUUGAGCUUAUGUUCAUUCAGCUCUGUGCUCAGCUGUAACCUUUACAAGUCAAGAAACAGCUUUUUUUUCUUCUUCUACUGCAGGCCUGUAAAGUACAAACCUCAGUGUGGUUUAUCUCACUUCUAUUUUAAGGCUGCCACUAUAGGCUUUAGGACAUAAUUAUUCCUUUUUUAGCUCAGUGUUGUUAGCCAUACAUCUGCAGCUGGAGGCCUGCUGAGGUGCUGUCAUCCUCCGCAUACCUGAUUUCUCAUCUGUUUUGGGGUAUAAAAGUAAGAAAACAACAGGGAGGAAGAGACAUCUCUGGCUCUUCCUCUCUCCCCCCCCACAAAAAACCCUCCAUCCUCAGUUUUUCUCUUGUUUUGGUCCUCACUCAAACGCAACCAUAAGGUUCCUACCGCAUCCUCCUCCUCCUUCUUCCCUCUCCUUCCGCUCGAGUAUAUCCCGUUUUUUCGGUUUGGUUUGGUCCCGCAAAUUUUCAAAUAUUUACUUCCUGUACAUCAAGAGGAAAGGGGGUCCCCCUUUCAUGGAAUGCGGAAACAUGGGUCUGUUCGACCGCGGUGUCCAGAUGCUGCUGACCACGGUGGGAGCCUUCGCGGCCUUCAGCCUCAUGACCAUCGCGGUCGGCACGGACUACUGGCUGUACUCCCGCGGCGUCUGCAGGUCCAAGUCCAUGAACGAGAACGAGACCAGCAAGAAGAACGAGGAGGUGAUGACCCACUCGGGCCUGUGGAGGACCUGCUGCUUGGAAGGAAACUUCAAAGGAAUGUGUAAACAGAUAGACCAUUUUCCAGAGGAAACAGAUUACGAAGCCGACCCAUCUGAGUACUUCUUACGUGCGGUGCGAGCCUCCAGCAUCUUCCCCAUCCUCAGUGUCAUCCUGCUCUUCAUGGGAGGCCUGUGUAUAGCUGCCAGUGAGUUCUACAAGUCACGCCACAACAUCAUCCUCAGCGCAGGAAUCUUCUUUGUGUCUGCAGGCCUGAGCAACAUCAUUGGGAUCAUCGUGUACAUAUCAGCCAACGCGGGGGACCCUUCAAAAAGCGACUCGAAGAAGAACAGCUACUCUUACGGCUGGUCCUUCUACUUUGGUGCCCUCUCCUUCAUCAUGGCUGAGAUGGUGGGCGUUUUGGCUGUGCACAUGUUCAUCGACCGCCAUCGACAGCUCCGAAUAGGGGCGCGCGCAGCCGACUACCUCCAAGGCUCGGCCAUAACACGAAUCCCCAGCUAUCGCUAUCGAUACAGACGUCGCUCGCGCUCCUCCUCCCGCUCCACAGACCCGUCCCACUCCCGCGACACCUCGCCAGUGGGCCUCAAGGGCUUCAGCGCGCUGCCAUCCACGGAGAUCUCCAUGUACACGCUGCCCAGGGACACCCUCAAGUCCUCCGGCACGCCCACCGCCACCUACAACUCUGAGAGGGACCACGGCUUCCUGCAAGUCCACAACUGCAUCCAGAAGGACCUGAAAGACUCGAGCCAGACCAACACAGCCAACCGCCGCACUACGCCAGUAUGAGGGAUUCGACACAGGCCAGGGCAGCCAGGCGGAGACCAGGAGACACGGGAACCCCUGCGGGCACAGUACGUCCCAGGAGAAGAUGGAUUUCCAUGUUUAUAGACAUUUGUUCUUUUUGUUCAGCUUGCAUGACUUUUCCAUUACCAUUGUUGAGAGCGUUGCAACAAGUCUGCUGUGUUCCUGGAUUGAACAGCAGAACAGUGAGAAUGGGUCAAGGGUGUCCUGAGAGAGGGAGAUCUGUCGUUUUUUGCGCAGGGUUUGUUUGUGAGGUCUGGGGCACUGAAAGGCAGGGCGCGGGAGUCUGGGCAUUUAUGAGAUAUAGAUUUCAUGAUUUCAUAGCCCUUUGGUUUAACAGUUUUAACCCGCAAGUUUGGUUGGAGCAACAGGUCAAGCUCCCCCUCAGCAGGCCCACCACUCAGAUUCACACUCUUUUAUUUAUAGACUCAUUUUUUGCAUAAAAAACUGUGAAUUGUUACAGUUUGGGAUUUAAUAAGAAUUAGCCCAAUCUGUAAU